This is a messenger RNA of Gigantopelta aegis, 633 nucleotides long. Its product is annotated as putative nuclease HARBI1. The coding region runs from base 1 to 633 and encodes 210 amino acids. NCBI's taxonomy places the organism in Eukaryota, Metazoa, Mollusca, Gastropoda, Neomphalida, Peltospiridae. The record is from RefSeq and is a predicted model, not a curated record. The transcript has a single exon.
AUGAAAAGAGCGACAUUUGACUUUCUAUGUACAAAGUUAUAUGACAAACUGCAAAGAAGCUCGGUGGUGCGAGAAGCCUUAUCUGUAGAACACAGAGUUGUAGUCGCCAUAUACUUCCUUGCAUCUACUGCGGAGUACAGAACAAUUGGAAACUUGUUCGGAAUCCACAAGUCUACUGUGCAUUCUUGCGUGCAUGAUGUUUGUGAUGCAAUAGUUGCUCUACUCUUUCCAGCGUUCGUGACCUUUCUGAAGGGCCAAGGAUUGAAAGAGAUCAUCCGUGGCUUCCAGGAAACGUGGAACUUUCCUAACUGUGCUGGCGCCAUUGAUGCCACGCACAUUCCCAUUAUUGCCCCAAAAGAAGAUCACGCAGACUAUGUAAACAGGAAGGGAUGGUACUCGAUCAUACUGCAAGCAGUAUGUGACCAUAGAUACCGCUUUACUGACAUCUGUAUCGGGUGGCCAGGCCGUGUCCACGAUGCGAGAGUUUUCGCCAAUUCUCAGCUCAUGGCGCAGGCAGUAAAUGGGAACUUGUUACCAUCAUCGCCAGAAUGGACACAGGCCGUAGGACCUACAGAUGACAACAUCGACAUGCCAGUGAUCCUCAUUGGUGACGCAGAAUACCCGAUGUUUUAA